UCAGUGACAGCCUUGCGAGAUGGAGCUGGAAGGGAGCUCUUUAGUUCUGGGCAUUGACGUGGGCACGAGUUCAGUGAAGGCCGUGUUACUGGAGCCUGAUGCCAGGGAGGUGCUGCACCAAGAGACCCGGGACACGAGGGCAGGGCUGGAGAGUGAGUGUGGAGCCCAGGGAAAAGAACAAGACGUCUGCCAGAUAAUAAGGGCCCUAAAUGAUUGCCUGGCGGCUCUGCCCAGGGAGAGGCUGCGGAAAGUUUCACGAAUCGGGGUGUCUGGACAAAUGCAUGGAGUCUUAUUCUGGAGAACAAGCCAAGCGUGUCAUUGGAUCAACAGCGAAAACCUCAGGGUCUUUGAGCCAAAAGAAGUCAGUCGACUUGUCACCUGGGAAGAUGGACGCUGUACUACAGACUUCUUAUCCUCGUUACCUCAGCCGCAGUCCCAUCUUAAUCUGGCCUCAGGCUUUGGCUGCGCUUCUAUAUUCUGGUAUUUAAAGCACAGGCCUGAAUUCCUUCAGCAAUAUGAUGCCGCCGGUACAAUCCAGGACUAUGUUGUCUCCAUGCUGUGUGGACUCCAGAAACCUCUGAUGUCUGUGCAGAAUGCUGCUAGCUGGGGGUAUUUUAAUACCAGGACCAAAACCUGGAACACAGAUAUAUUAAGAGAAUUUGGUUUUCCUGUACAUCUUCUACCUAAUGUUUUGGAUGCUGGAUGUCUAGCAGGGAAGACUUCGUAUGAGUGGUGCGGAAUACCACAGGGGACAGAAGUUGGUGUUGCCUUGGGAGAUUUCCAGUGUUCAGUCUAUAGUUCAUUGACUGAAAGCACAGAUGCAGUCCUGAAUAUUAGCACUUCUGCUCAACUGACCUUCUUUAUGCCGGAGGGAUUCCAGCCUGAAGACCACCCUAGUCCUGCAGAAGCUGUGACAUACUUUCCUUACUUCAAGGAUCGGUAUUUGGCAGUUGCUGCUUCUCUGAAUGGAGGGAAUGUUUUUGCAUCCUUUGUCACAACUUUGGCUCAAUGGACGGCAGAGCUAGGUCUUGAAAUUUCUGAUUCCGAUAUCUACUCGAGGGCGAUUAAUGCUGCUUUGUCUGUACAUGACACCCAUCUUACCAUUAGUCCUACACUAUUUGGGGAGAGGCAUGCUCCGGACAGCCGCGCUUCAGUUUCAAGCCUGACUCCAGCUAAUCUGUCACUGGGUCAUGUGACCAGAGCACUGUGUCGCGGCAUUAUUGAGAACAUUUAUUCCAUGCUGCCGUCACAUCGUCUGAAAGAGUCUGGGAUUCAGCAAAUCGUUGGGAGUGGAGGCGCGCUGGCAAGGAAUGCUAUCUUAAAGCAGGAGGUGGAGAGAGUCUUCCCUUUCCCUGUAGUCUAUGGAAAGGAUGUUGAUUCUGCUGUAGGGGCAGCUAUGGUGAUGAUUUAGCAGUAGAUAUCCGUAAACAUAGUGCAAAUCUGUGAUCAUAUUCAGCAAAUCAAGCAGAGCCGCAUUGACACUGAUUGCUUGCAGGAGCCUGUUAAUAAUUGUCAAAGGAAAUGUGCAAUAUUUGCCUUUAUAACAUCCUAUUUCUGGCUGUCUGCUGUGCUUUGUAUUGUAUAUUAUCAUGCAUUUUGUAGAAUACCGUAGUUAAAUUUAAAUGAUAAUUAAAGUUGAAAUAUUUUC
This is a messenger RNA of Bufo bufo (common toad), 1648 nucleotides long. It is a transcript of the gene SHPK, whose product is annotated as sedoheptulokinase. NCBI's taxonomy places the organism in Eukaryota, Metazoa, Chordata, Amphibia, Anura, Bufonidae. The transcript has 7 exons. Gene Ontology annotation, molecular function: sedoheptulokinase activity. The record is from RefSeq and is a predicted model, not a curated record. Gene Ontology annotation, cellular component: cytosol. Bases 20 to 1411 code for a protein of 463 amino acids. Gene Ontology annotation, biological process: carbohydrate metabolic process; cellular response to lipopolysaccharide.